GAAACAAUAUGCAACAUGGCGGCGAAAAACCUGACAAAACCGGCAUAUUUUUAGUAAAAACUCGCGUUUAUUUUGAUUAAAAAUAUCAUAAAUGUCAUGGAGAUUGUUUAUAAUACCAAUUUAAACACAGGAUGUCCUUUCCGGCCUUUGUAAAGUUCAAAUUAUAGAAAAAUUGUUAUGUAAAUACUGUCGAGGAGUGGGGUGGACAAGUUUCGUAUAUAUGCGAAUAUGUCGUGUGUAUUCCGUACACGAGGUUUUCAUGGUUACAGCGUGCAGUUUUCACCUUACGAAGCAACCAGACUUGCAUGCGCUUGUUCGCAGCAUUAUGGUUUAGCAGGGCGUGGUUCUUUGUUUAUUCUUGAUAUCCAUAGACAAAAGCAAAGUGGAAUGCAGCUAUUUAGGAAACUAGACUGGCAAGAAGGAUUAUUCGAUUGUUGUUGGAGUGAAGUAUCGCCAAAUAUAAUAGCAAGCUCAAGUGCUGAUGGAAGGAUUCAAUUGUGGGAUAUUGGUAUGGAACAACAGGUUCCAGUAGCAGUGUUUCAAGAACAUUUAAAAGAGGUUUAUAGUAUUGACUGGUGUGCUGUUCGUGGAAAUAAUAAGCUACUAAGUGGCUCCUGGGAUAAAACAAUUAAACUGUGGGACAUGAAUGGUGUACAGAAUUCAUCAAUUUUGACCUACACAGGUCACGAAAAUACCAUAUACUGUGUAAAAUGGUCACCACAUAUUCCAGACACAUAUGCUUCAACAUCAGGUGAUGGAACAAUCAGGAUAUGGAAUACUAACAGUCCCCACCCUGCACAAGUUAUACCUGGUGGAGGGGGUGAAAUACUCACUUGUGAUUGGACAAAGUAUGAUCAGAAUAUUUUGGCUUCUGGAUCAACAAAUAACCAGAUAAGAAUAUGGGACAUUCGUAACACAAUGCAAUCCAUCCAAAUUUUGGAUUGUCAUCUUUAUGCUGUGAGAAGAGUAAAGUGUUCUCCACAUAAUCAAAGCAAGUUGGUCUCAGUUUCAUAUGACCUGACAACCAGAACAUGGGAUUACUUGAAAAGCAACCAUCCACAGGAAACAAUUCAACACCACACAGAGUUUGUAGUUGGGAUUGAUUUCAACCUUCACAAAGCAUCAGAGAUUGCAGACUGCUCAUGGGAUGAACAAAUUAAUGUUUAUUCUCCAGUUUCCCUGUGACACGAUGCAUAACAAAAAUGUGCAUUCUAUAAAUAAAUAGAUAUCAAUGAUUUAUUUAAAAAAUCCUAAUGUAGUGUAUAUUUAAUUGCUUUUUUAAAAAUAUAAUUGGAAUGAAAUACAAUGUGUGCAAGUACA
This is a messenger RNA of Dendronephthya gigantea, 1320 nucleotides long. Its product is annotated as peroxisomal targeting signal 2 receptor-like. Gene Ontology annotation, molecular function: protein binding. Lineage: Eukaryota; Metazoa; Cnidaria; Anthozoa; Malacalcyonacea; Nephtheidae. Gene Ontology annotation, biological process: protein import into peroxisome matrix. The transcript is spliced from 12 exons. Gene Ontology annotation, cellular component: peroxisomal matrix; cytosol. The record is from RefSeq and is a predicted model, not a curated record. Bases 229 to 1185 code for a protein of 318 amino acids.